AUGAUGAGGCAUGCACUACUAGUAAUACAAGUAUCGCCAUGGUUGGCUCUGGUGCUGCUGAUACUAUCGGGGUUGAUGGCACGCGCUGAGUCGAAGGUGAUGGAUGCCUCUGACUUGGCCGUUGGAGAUUGGAGGGUCCGAAUCCGUUGUGCCAAGGGCUUUUACGACAACCUCCUGUUUCCGGACCAAGUGGUUGGCAUCGGCACCAGCCAUGAGGACGGCAGUCUCGAUAAGAAUAAAGACUAUCGCAAAUUAAUGCGCAUUGCCAAUUUUCCUUCCUUGCUGUCUCCACGACAACGAAAAUACGACUGCCAAUUGUCCGUCUUUUCCAAUGGGACCUUUGUGUUGAGACCCGAACACACAGUCUGCAAUCGCAUGUCGUUGCGUGGACGAUGGCAAGUCGAUGCCAAUCCCUACUGCAUCACAGACAGAUUCUAUGAUCAGUUAAAUCUAGAGUCAUGUCCUCGCGAUCUGGUUGCCGUACGAACCAAGCCAGCCAGAAUGACAACGAGGUUCUCACCAACAAAACGUCUCGUGGCGUGGAUCCAACAACACAGAAUCAACAACAAACACAACGAGAACAACAGCAACAACAACAGCAACAACAACCUGCAAAAAUUCCAGCGAAUGUCCUUCCAGAUAAAAUGCCGAGUUGCUGGACGUUAUGCCAAUCCAUUGAUUCGGCCAACGGGGAAACCAACCAAGGUCAAUGUGAGACUCACACAUGGAACCCUACUCUUGACACAACAAGAGCACGCGGCAAGCAAAACAGGGGCACACACAACGAAACAUGCCAUUGGGGCUUCGUUCAUGGGUAGACGAUUCGUACAACGGCGGGCCUUUCGGAGCUUGAUUCAAGAGGAAUAG
Messenger RNA from Seminavis robusta, 867 nucleotides. The record is from the annotation of a GenBank genome assembly. Lineage: Eukaryota; Bacillariophyta; Bacillariophyceae; Naviculales; Naviculaceae.